UAUGCGGAAGUCACAGCAGCAGCGUGUUCAGUUUGAAUGCUGCUUAAACGCUCAAACGCAUCUAAAAUUAGAAAGAUCAUUGGUGCAAUUUACUUUAUUGAUAUAUUCACCAUGACAUCGCCGAUGUCUUCAUAAACACAGAUGAAAGCUACAGAAAAGAGGAGCAAACAAGGCGCUGCGAUGCACAGAAACAACUGGAAGCUAAUAACCGAAACCUGGAUUUACAGUAAACAUUCUGUCAGAUAUGUUAAAGGACCCCUAAUCCAGAAAAGGCUCAUUAAAAUGUUAUUAAACAUACAUUUGAAUGACCAGUGUGUGUGUCGGGACCAUCCUGAAAUUAUACAAAUCCAUCCAUUCUGCUUUUUGUAAUCUCACAAACUACAGUAGCCACACUGAACAGCCUGUUGGCAAUCUCCUAGAAAAGUGAUGUCACACUGGUUACGCCCGGCCAGUGACCGCUCACAGACUCCGCCUUAUGAGCAUAAGAAACACCCCGACUUCCUCCAGAGACACGCUGUCUGCCAUUUCCAUGCCAAAACGAACAUCUGUAGCCAGUGACAAGAAUGCCUCCGAAACAACUCAGGUGUUCAGUUGUCGGAUGUAAAAACGAACAUAGAAGUCUUCAUUUACUCCCGACAUCUGAGCCGCAGAAGACGCAGUGGGUACGUUUUAUUUUUGAAGGAAACGAACCCCUCAAUUUACCAAAGUUUGUUUAUGUGUGUGCGAAUCAUUUUACCCCAGACUGCUUUUUAAACGCGGGUCAGUAUGGCAUGGGUUUCGCCAAAAAGUUGAUUCUCAAGAGUGGAUCAGUACCAGCUGUUCGCCAUCAAGCUUCAUCCCUGGAAGAUGCUGAAACAUGUAUCAGUCGCACGAGAGAAGUCGGCUGCCAGACAGAAUCUCCAAAGCUGCAUAGUGUUGGGACACAACUAUCAAGAAGGACGCUUCAAUCACACUACAGAAGUACAGGUGUCCAGACUACUGUGUCAAGUCAGACGCCAGGCACGUCGUCAUUCACACCUGCAGCUAUUGCAACUGUUAUGUCUCCAAAACCAUUUAAAACGCCAUCAAAAAGACCUCGAAUGGAGCUUGAGGAAGAUGAUGUUUUCAUUGCGGGCUGUUCUUCUGUAGUUGACCGGUCAGAUGUGACAUAUGAUCCUGCAGACACAUCUUUAACCGAGCCAAUAGACAUUUCGACUCAAGCAUCCAUUCCUGUCCAAAACAUACGCAAAUAUAUCGUGUAUGAGACUUGCAUCAUGGAACUCUUCGAGUCUUGUCCGGUAUGUCAGGGACGCUGUGAUGUGCGUUCACAAACACAUGGGACAUUUUUACGCGUAGACCAAGUCUGCCAACACUGCAACUUUUCACGCAAAUGGAACAGUCAGCCUAUUAUGGGCAGCACUCCAGCUGGCAACAUUCACCUCUCUUGUGCUGUGUAUCUGUGCGGGGCUUCCUACAUUACUGUUGAAAAGGUAUUUGCUGCUAUGCGUCUACAAGUGUUCAGGUACAACACCUUUCGCAGCCAUGCGAGAAUGUACAUUGAGCCUGCCAUUGUGUGCAAGUGGAAAAACUGGCAGGAUGGGAUGCUGAAUCAGAUGAGGCGAAUGGAAAAAGUCAAUCUUGGUGGGGAUAUGAGGGCCAACUCAUCAGAGCACACUGCCAAAUUUGGCAGUUACACCAUGAUGGAACUUCAGACAAACACCGUUGUUGAUAUACAGCUGAUCCAGGUAAAUACUAAGACAAAUAUACUUUUUAUAAAAGAGGUUCUGUUGGCUUUAGUUUUACAUGUAAUUUUACGCCAAAAUGUAAUGUAUCUUUUACAGAGUAACGAAGUGGGAGGAGGCUUUCACAUGGAAAAGGAAGGGUUAAAGAGAAGCCUUGAGUUGAUUGAAGCUCGAGGGGUUACUCUGGACAGCAUUGUAACUGACCGGCAUCCUCAAGUACAGAAGUUUCUCACCGAAAAAAAUGUAACUCAGUUCUAUGAUGUUUGGCACAUAGAGAAAGCUAUUUCAAAACACCUCGACAAAAUUGCUAAUCUAAAGGGGUGUGAGAAACUACGCAAGUGGUUGCCUAGUAUUAAAAAUCACAUUUACUGGACUGCUGCAUCAUCAACCACAGGACCUGAGAGAGUUGCGAAAUUGACAUCAAUCCUGAACCACGUCCAGGAUAAACACACACAUGAGGACCCACAUUUUCCUGCAUGUUUACAUGCAAAAGGGACGAGCAGAAACAAAAGCAAGUGGCUGGCUGCAGGUACUCCGCUAUUCUACAAGUUGGAAAAAGUUCUCUCUAACAAGAGAAUACUGAAGGAUGUAACAAAACUAUAUCCUCACUUCCAGACUUCUUCUGUAGGGUCGUUCCACAGCAUUAUCUCACGCUUUACACAAAAAAACGUGGACUUCUCAUUUACUGGAAUGUUGUGCAGUCUGUAUCUGGCUGCACUACAUUUCAAUGAGAACACCAGUCGACUACAAGCCACAAUAGCAGAAGGUCAGUCCCGGUUCAAAAGGACCUUACCGAAGGCAAAGAAAGGACAAAACCGGGUGUAUGAAGCGAAUACUGAACCAACAUUUUGUUAUGUGGAUGACCUGCUAGACCUCAUCUUUGAUGAAGUCUUUGUGCUCCCUGCGCCAUAUGUGGAGGAAGUCUUGAAGAUCCCCAUUCCACCACCACUGAGUGCAGAGGAUUUCCCCACCAGAAAGGUUUCGCUUUAUAAUCUAGAGGCGGUCUGAAACCUAUAUAGCUGCCCUGUGCAUCUGGAAAGUCCCGACGUGUCCUCAGGACCACACAGGCUAGGCUGGAAUGACACCAUGUAUUUGGUGUCCAAGGAAACCCCAGCACCAGCUCACAAAACUGCGAUAGGCCAAAAAAAGUAUUGGCAAAAAAGAAUAAGACCGUUCAUGGUGUAUUUGUGAGUGAGAUAUGGAGAUGUCUGCUGUUUUCAUUGAAUACGUUGAAGCAUGGACAAUUUUUCCAAACAUGUCAACUUUUAAAGUUUAUUUGUAAAUGAUCCUUUUCACUUUGUGAAAUUAAACACGUCACAUGAAUUGUAUUGUGAUUUCCUUGGUGGGUUUAUCAAUAAUAGGAGUUGAGUUUGUGUACUCUCAGUAUGUAUGCAUUUGUGUAAAUAAGUAAGAAAAGAUUUCAAUAAUAUCGAUUGAAAUUAGAACUGAAAAUUGUAUUAAUAUUCUGUGGCACUUACUGUUACAUACCACAUAACUGCGAGUAUAGUCCGCUCUGUAAAUGUUACAUGUGUUUUGUAAAGAGAAUGUGUUCAAACAAACAGGCACCAUUCCAGAUGAUACACCAUACAUGAGGGAGUCACUUCAAGCUGUCCCUGUUGAAAAAAAACAGCAUAUGCUGGGUUAAGUGUGUUUUGAUGCUGGUUUAAGAUGUUCAUAUGCUGGGGCACGUUCAAGAUUAAACAGAUGCACAACGUUUUUGUAUUGAAGUAUGUUUUUGCUCAUGUUUAUUUACAUUCAGGGCAAAAUAACUGGUAUUAAAGAGACAGUUCGCACAAUGUGACUCAUUUAUCAAUCUAACAUAGAAACGGGCGCAGGUACAUGCGCAGAAAUCGUUUUACGACAGGCUUUACUUGCGAUUCAUCAAACAUUCGUAUGCCGCUAAUCUCAUUGUACGAAUGAUCGUACCUUGAUAAAUGCGGCGGCUGAAAUCGUUCGUAAUUCGCAUAUUACGCCCCUACAAAUUCAGUAGGAACGAAAUCUGGCCAAACAGAGGAACUUUUCCGAUUAAGAAUAUAAAAUUUAACCUUGAAAAUCGGAUUCGAAGAAAAUAUAUAAAUAUGUUUUUUAAAUAUGAGCGCAAGUAUUUUAUUUUAUUGUGUUUCAUUAUUAUUUGUACACUGAAAGUAUUGUUGUUGCUUCAAAUUAAUUUGGUUUAAUGCAUUUAAAUUGAAACAAAAUUAAUUUGACUUCAGUCUUGAAAAACUUUGUUACAUUAAUGUGUUCAUUGCUUUUUACAAUGUAGACAUCAUUUACCGAUAAUUUUAGGGAGCUUAAUUAUAGAAUAAUGUUUUUAUGUAAAUGUUUUCAUACAGUUUUCUUCAUUAGGUGAA
Triplophysa dalaica is the source of this 4072-nucleotide messenger RNA. RefSeq lists its product as uncharacterized. The transcript is spliced from 10 exons. Bases 564 to 2729 code for a protein of 721 amino acids. Lineage: Eukaryota; Metazoa; Chordata; Actinopteri; Cypriniformes; Nemacheilidae. The record is from RefSeq and is a predicted model, not a curated record.